Molecule: messenger RNA, 3131 nt
Organism: Poecilia latipinna (sailfin molly)
Lineage: Eukaryota; Metazoa; Chordata; Actinopteri; Cyprinodontiformes; Poeciliidae
Product: protocadherin-15-like
Exons: 20
Coding region: 723-3044 (773 amino acids)
Biological process (GO): multicellular organism development; inner ear development; sensory perception of sound
Cellular component (GO): stereocilium; catenin complex; plasma membrane
Molecular function (GO): calcium ion binding; beta-catenin binding; cadherin binding
Source: RefSeq, a predicted model, not a curated record
GCGCAAAGAAGCGAAGCGGGGAAGAGUGAAGCGGACACCGGCUAAUCCGUUCGCCUUUUGCUGUGGACGUUAUUAGAUUACGGCGGAACGUUCGUCAUCCGUGCAGCUGGCUGCUCCUGAGAUGAACGCAUGACGGCUUUUACACGUAUUUUAUUUAUUUUUUUUUUUAAAUACACAUUCUCUCUCUUCAUUCAGCUGAUGUCGCCGCUGUUCGCCAACUCUGCGCGCCUCCCCCCGCCCCUUCCUGCUCUGUCUCACUACGCGGUUGGGAAAGCGAAGGGGGAACAGAGACUGUUGCUCUGUCUCCCUCUUACAGCGCUCUAAGUCCCGCAGCGGAGGCUUAAACUAAAGAAGAGAGACGGACUUUUUAGAGUACCAAACGUUGCUGCCAUCUAUUUUGUUUCUGUUUUUUUUUUUUUUUUUUCUUUUACUUAUAUGUAAGACACCGGCUUCUUCGUCUUGAACGCACCGUCACCGGAAUAUUUACCCACUUCCCAAGAAAAAAAUAAUAAUAAAAAAAAAAAAAUUAAUUAAUAGAUAAAGUAAGUAAGGUGAGCGUUCAACCAAGCGAGCAGGUUGGUUGGAUUAGUUGUGCUGGAUGUUAUUUCCUGGAUUUCCUCUUUCCUGCGGCCGAGGGGGACAGCAACAGUGUGUGGAAAAGUAGAUUUGAAUGUUUAACAUAUGGCUUCGACGAGGAUAACGCGCUGGAUGCUUGUUGAAGCAUGGUGGUGAGGAUGGUCGGAACGCGAUUAAUGGGGCCGCCGUCACGAGGCCGGGUCAGAUGGAUGAAUGUAAUGAGAACUGGAGUUCUUCAUCUCCUGCUGCUAUCAGCCUGCCUCGGCCAAGACACAGAAGACUGGCAAUAUGAGGAAUGUAAACUCUCCCGUUCUGGUCCUCCUGCUACCAUCGUGGCCAUAGAUGAAGAAAGCCCCAAUGGAACACUGUUGGUGGAGAACAUGCAGAUCAAUGGUGUGGCAGAGGGUCCAGAUCGUACAAUCUCUUUGUCUCUAAGAGACAACUACAACUACUGGGUGAUUCUAGAUCCUGCCAGGCAGUCUCUUUACCUGAACAGCACUGGACGAGUUCUUGAUAGAGAUCCACCUUCAUUUAUUCAGUCCAUCGUGGUUCAGGUUCAGUGCACCAACGAGCUGAUUGGAACAGUGAUUUUACACGAGGUCCGCAUUGUUGUCCGGGACCGCAAUGACAACGCUCCGCAUUUCCAGCAGCCUCGAUACUACGUCGCCAUCAGUGAGCUAACCCCUGUAGGAACAACGAUCUUCUCUGGUUUCUCGGGGAAUAAUGGUGCAACCGACAUCGACGACGGCCCCAACGGGCAGAUAGAGUACACCGUCCAGUACAACCCAAAAGAUCCGACUGCCAACAGAACCUUUGACAUCCCCCUGACUUUGUUUGGCUCCGUAGUUCUAAGGGAACGGCUCAACUACGAGGAGAUAACUCGAUACUUGGUCAUUAUACAGGCAAAUGACCGGGCACCUUCACCGAGUGACCGUCGAACUGCCACCACCACGCUGACCGUGGAUGUGCUGGAUGGAGAUGACUUGGGUCCCAUGUUCCUACCUUGUACACUUGUGGGAAACACUCGUGACUGUAGUCCCAUCACGUAUUUGGCCAGUGUUCUGGAGCUGACGGAGCCUAAUAAGACAAAUCCCCUCAAUGUGACCCCAUCUAUCCAAGCUGUGGACCAGGACAGAAACAUUCAACCUCCGUCGGACAGACCUGGGAUCCUGUACUCCAUCCUUAUUGGAAAACCAGCAUCCUAUGCAGAAUAUUUCAGCUUAAACAGAACCACAGCAGAACUCAUGCUGCUUAAACCCAUCGACAGGGAGCUCUACCGCAGAUUUGAUCUGGUUAUCAAGGCGGAGCAGGACAACGGUCACCCCCUGCCAGCGUUCGCCAACCUUCAGAUCGAAGUUCUGGAUGAUAACAACCAAGCACCGUAUUUUUUGGAGUCUGGUUACCAUGGAUACGUCAGUGAGGCUUCACCAGUCGGAACUACCGUCGCUACCAACGUCACUCUAUCGGCUCCCCUCACUAUAAUAGCUUUGGAUAAUGACGUGGAGGAGGCCCGGGAUCCACAGCUGCACUUUUCUCUGGACAGUUAUUCUCAUGUUUUUUCUAUAUCAACUACGGGAAUAAGAAGAUAUCUCACACUGUUGCAGCCUGUAGACAGAGAAACACAAGACUCCUAUACAUUCACGCUGUUGGCAUCAGAUGGUGUUCAGCAAAGUGCUCCUGUUAUUGUGACCAUAACAGUGCUGGAUGCCAAUGACAAUACUCCAACGUUUUCCAAUGUCUCUUAUAGCGUAAACCUGUUCACUGAUAUGUCGCCUGGAGAAUCUGUCAUAAAGAUGUCAGCAGUUGAUUCUGAUGCAGGUGAAAAUGGUCACAUCAGUUAUCACAUCUUGGCUGGUGACCAGGGAAAGUUUCUAAUAAACAGCAGCACCGGGGUAAUUACAGUGGCACCAGGUGCUGAACUGACUGUUGGCCGAAGUUACGCUCUGACUGUGGAAGCUGUAGACAAUGGGCCUGCGCCUCACAGACGGUCUUCCAUUACAACAGUAUAUAUUGAAGUUUUGCCCCCAAACAACCAGAGCCCUCCUCGCUUUCCUCGCCAACAAUACAACCUUGAGAUCAGUGAAGCUAUGAGGACUGGUGCUACACUUCUUAAUCUGCAGGCAGUGGAUCGAGAGAAGGAUCCUAUAACCUACAAAAUCCACAGUGGAGAUAUUAAUGGAAAUUUUGCACUGCAGCAGAGUUCAGGGUAUUUAAUUCUGGACAAGCCUUUGGACAGGGAGUCUCUGGAUCAUUAUAUCCUGAUUGUCACCGCCUCAGAUGGACGCCCAGAUGGAACCUCCACUGCUGUGGUGAACGUGGUGGUGACUGAUGUGAAUGACAACGAUCCGGUGUUCAACUCUUCACUGCCGGUGAAUCUCACCGUCACCGAGGAGCAGGACAACGCCUUCGUUGGGCAGAUCGUGGUAAGGAGAUCCGCCGUUGCGUACAAGACAAAUCCUGGAAGCUAAAAACAACACAGUUGCUUCUUUAAUGAGGUCCCCGUGUGAAAACAAAGGACAUCGAUGUGUUGAUUGUGUUUUCCCGCAAGGCUGUGU